This is a messenger RNA of Misgurnus anguillicaudatus (oriental weatherfish), 658 nucleotides long. RefSeq lists its product as uncharacterized. NCBI's taxonomy places the organism in Eukaryota, Metazoa, Chordata, Actinopteri, Cypriniformes, Cobitidae. The record is from RefSeq and is a predicted model, not a curated record. Gene Ontology annotation, molecular function: RNA polymerase II cis-regulatory region sequence-specific DNA binding; DNA-binding transcription factor activity, RNA polymerase II-specific. Gene Ontology annotation, biological process: regulation of transcription by RNA polymerase II.
AAGAAGAAAACAUCUAUGCGUUUACAUUUUAUUGAGUGUAAACAGAGUCUUGUCUCUGUGUAUUUUAGUGUUGAUGAUGGAUGUGAUGUGCUGUAAAUCAGGAACUGAUCAGGACUUACAGGAUGAAGAAUCUACUGAUCAAACCUCCACAGAGUCUCUGGAUUCUGUCUGUAACGCUGGAGAACAGCAGCAGAUCCUGCAGACCAAACUCAACAUGUGUUCAGUCAAACAGGAGGACAGUGGAAACCAAAUGGAGAUAAAAACAGAACCAAUGGAAGAUCACACUGAGGAAGAAAACAGUCAUUAUGGUGAUUUUGUUCCUUCAGAUGUGAAGAAUGAAUCAUGUCUGGAUGGAGAAAUAACAUCAUCAACAUCAAAAGAGGGUAUGACAGCACAAACUCAAGAGAAGAAACUUCAUUCAGGAGAGCACAGAGAGAAGAAGAAGAAGCAGUUUCACUGUGAGCAUUGUGGGAAGGAUUUUGUUGUCUUAUCUAAGCUGAAACGUCACAUGAGGACACACAGUGAUGAAAAGGGAGGAGUUUCGGUCGACAUGCCCAUUUAUUGUUACAUCAGAGAACUCAUACAGGUGAAAAACCUUUUAAAUGCUUUUAGUGUGAUGAGACGUUUACUGAGUCGGGUCACCUCAAAGUCCAUCUGA